Molecule: messenger RNA, 968 nt
Organism: Botrytis cinerea B05.10
Lineage: Eukaryota; Fungi; Ascomycota; Leotiomycetes; Helotiales; Sclerotiniaceae
Exons: 2
Coding region: 265-930 (221 amino acids)
Biological process (GO): mitochondrial respiratory chain complex I assembly
Cellular component (GO): membrane
Source: RefSeq, a predicted model, not a curated record
GGGCCGGCGGACAGAGAGAUGAGUACCCAUUGCGCUUUGGACUUCCGCUCACCAUGAGUACAGGCAAUCCAACCUGUAGUUGCCAAUGUUCUAGAGUUCCAUGCAAUAUUUGUUUUGGGUGACUGUUGAUUGGUGGUGGUUAAACCUCGGAGCUCUAUUUCUCAUAAGGCUGAAGAAGUUCACUCACUGUAGGUGGAAUCCUCGAUACCCAAGAAAGUUCAGUGAACAAUUCAUCACAACUUCACAAAAGAUACCACAACAACAAUGUCUACACAGCCACUAUCACCAAUUCGCAAAGCCUGGUAUCAAUGGAAAGCCCUGCGUCUUCCUUGGCGCAAACGUUUCUUCGUCGGUCUCGAUCUCCAAAAUAAUUCCUUCUGGGAAUUCCGCGACGCUAUAAAUGCAGGUCGUAUGCGCAGAAUAGUCCAAACACCAUCCUCGAUCCAAUAUUCAGAUGUAAGAAUAAGUCCUCAAUGGCAUCAGUGGCUACGGCAUACGCGGGAAGAUGCACCUAGCAUAGAAGAAUUGGUGGGGGAUAUAGCGAGACAGGAAAGAUUAAAGAUACUAGCUAGAAAGGCUGACGAGAGGUGGAAUGCGAAAGCGAGUUUUCUGGAUCAGCCAGCGGCGAGGCAGCAGGCGUUGCCGGCCACGCAGGUGAGAGAUGGAGGGGCGUAUACGGGAACGGAUCCGAGGGGAGAUGGGAAGGGUGUGGCGAAUGCUAUUGCGAGUGAGGCGCAGGAGGUGGAGAAGGAGAAAGUGGUUGCUACGGGAAAUUCGGCGAGUGGUGAAAUACAGUAUGAUGCGGCGAUACAGCCGAGAGAGGAGAAGACAUAUAAGGAUGAUCCAUGGAAGAAGGCAAGAGGAGGACCAAGUGAAGAAUGGCAACCCCAAGCUUGGGAUCCGAAUGAAAUGCCAGCAGCUCGAAGAUAAUGUAUUAAUAUUAUUAUAGUAAUUACGAAUCCAAAUGC